AUGAUUCACAUUUUAAGUCUCGAUUCCUCCGGACUUUUGCAAUUCAAAUGGGAUGUCAUGAAUGAUAGUCCUACAAUGUUUGAAAUUUCAAAAAAUGGAGAACUUCUUGAUUAUAAAGGAGAUCGUGUUUAUUGGAUUCAAAAAGGCGAUGGGCUAAAGGAGAAAAAGUAUUGGUUUAGGGUUGAAAGGUUUGGACCUAACGAGCUCUUUUUAAGAGCAAUUGAACAAGAAAAUGGGGAAAUUGGAAAAUAUCUUACGGUUAAAUUAGAGGGUUUGGCAUUGGAGGAUCAAGCUUCAGCUUUAUCCGAAUUCAUUAUUGCCAAGGAAAUUUAG
Messenger RNA from Racocetra fulgida, 333 nucleotides. The record is from the annotation of a GenBank genome assembly. NCBI's taxonomy places the organism in Eukaryota, Fungi, Glomeromycota, Glomeromycetes, Diversisporales, Gigasporaceae.